Trichoderma reesei QM6a is the source of this 2502-nucleotide messenger RNA. RefSeq lists its product as uncharacterized. Bases 1 to 2502 code for a protein of 833 amino acids. NCBI's taxonomy places the organism in Eukaryota, Fungi, Ascomycota, Sordariomycetes, Hypocreales, Hypocreaceae. Gene Ontology annotation, molecular function: protein binding. The transcript is spliced from 3 exons. The record is from RefSeq and is a predicted model, not a curated record.
AUGGAUCUCAACAGCGCGCUGCAGGGCAAUGGCCCCAACCAGCCCCAGGCCACGGAAUAUACGCUGCAGGGUGUGAUGCGCUUCCUGCAGACCGAGUGGCACCGACAUGAGCGCGACCGAAAUGCCUGGGAGAUUGAGAAGCAGGAGAUGAAGGGCAGGAUAGCCAACCUUGAGGGCCAGGCGAGGAGGGCAGACGCCACGCAGAAGGCGCUGAAGAAAUACGUAUCGAUCCUCGAGCGCAAGAUCAAGGACCAGGCCGCGCAGCUCAAGGGCGCCGAUGCGGCAGAGGCUGAGGAGGCUGCCAAGAAUGAUCGCGCCGCGAGGAUUCAGGAGAAGCUGCGAUUACCAGCCUCGUCCGAGAGCCAAGCAGUGCCGGGCGUCGAGGGCGUCCAAGUCGAGAGGACCGACGACGAGACGCAGCGAACGGAGCUCAAGACGUUCCUGGACCAGUGCCAGUCUGAGUUCAUGUAUCUCAUGAUCACCCCUGCGAAUCCUCUGCCGCCGCGCGAGUCACCACCUCUGCCGAUGCUGGAAGACCUACGAGACGCCGAGGCCUUUGGCAUGCCGGGCGCGCCGCUCAUGGAACGGCAGUACCAGCUUCCCAUGCGACAGGGACCCAAUCACAUGCAGGAUAUGAACUCAAGACAGCACCAAGGCCCAAACUCUCUACCACCGAUGCAGCAGCAGCAGCAGCAACAGCAGCACAAGUUUGCCCCAAACGCUUCCGAAAUGCAGUCCCAAAUGGGACGCUCCGUGAAUGACCAUCAGCAGUCGUCUCUGUUUCACAGCUCAAACGAGUGGCAGCAGCAGCAACAACAACAGCAACAGCAACAGCAGCAGCCUAUCUCAGUCACAACGCGCCCUGUGGAAGACGGUAUGCCGCGACCCAAUCACUCAAACGACACGAUGGGCGGGUUGGAAGAGUCUGUCGAGCUGGGAGAGAAGCCGCCUGCUGCUCCCGAUCCCGAGGGCUGGGAGUUUCCAGACGGCUCGUUCCCGGAAACAUCUGGCCAACCGCAGUCUCAGUCUACAUCCUACCGAUCCGACACCGACGCCUUUCCCAACGCCGACUACCUAUCAAAGUCCCCCAGCCGGGGUCCGGGGACUCAUCGACGGAAGAGUUCCAUGUCCAAGAGGCGCGGCAGUGACCACGACUUGGGCGCGGUUCAGAAGGUUGACAGCGCCAGCUUCAAGCUACGAUUCGGGCUGAGGGGACACCUCGACACCAUCCGAACCGUCAUUUUCUCGGGUGGCGGCAGCCCUGGCGAGCCUGAGAUUUGCACAGCCGGCGAUGACGGCAUGAUCAAGCGAUUCCAUAUUCCACGGUUGGACGGCAACGUUGCCGCUUCCAACAACGCGGCCUCCGACUUGGACGUUACCGCAAACUUUACCCACCGCGGCCACAACGGGGCUGUCUUGUCGCUUGCGGCGUGGUCUCCGGCCCCGAACUUUUCCACCGGAGGCCGCGCUCAGGGCGACGGCUGGAUCUUUUCUGGCGGCCAGGACUCCACUGUUCGAGUCUGGGAACGCGGCAGGGUCGACCCCAAGGGGACGCUGGAGGGACAUACGGAUGCUGUGUGGGCGCUCUGCGUCCUGCCCACGACACUGGGAUCGGUCUUCGGCAGCUCUAGCAACUACGGAACCCCUGACCGGAUACUGCUCGUCUCUGGCGCGGCAGAUGGCACCGUUCGGCUCUGGUCCGUCAGCGCACCUCCCCAGCUGACCUCACCGCAGCCCAGACCUCAGCCCCCCUCGGGACGUGGAGGGCGGACACGCGGUAACUCCAUGAGCUCCGGCAGCGGCUUCUCCAACACCCCCCAGCCUACCGUGGCUUCCAACUCGCCCUUUAACCACACGCUUGUGCAUGUGAUAUCUAGGCAAGAUGGCUCCAAGGCCAGCCCCACAUGCAUCACGCCCCUCGGAAGCUCAGGAGAGACGUUUGUGGUCUCCUACUCGGAUGCGGCCGUGCUAGUGUACGAUACAAAGACGGGUGAGCAGAUUGGCAGCAUGGACAGCUUAGAGACGUACGACGGCACGAUCAAGACGAGCGUCAACGCGGUCGUGGCGACUACAAUCGGCCUGGACCAGGGCAACCAGCAUCACGGCAUCAAUAUCGGCGGAGAGGAGGAUCCCGCCAUGGGAGGACCGACGGGCGGACGGUCAAUGGCUGGCUCCGGCGUUGAGGGCACGAUCAUCACUGGCCACGAGGAUCGCUUUGUACGAUUCUUUGAUGCCAACAGCGGCCAAUGUACAUACAACAUGCUGGCUCACCCCGACGCCAUUUCUAGCCUGUCGCUCAGCCCAGAUGGGCGCGAGCUGGUGAGCGCCGGCCACGACGCGUCCCUCAGGUUCUGGAGCCUGGAGAAGAGGACCUGUAUCCAAGAGAUUACGAGCCACCGGGUGAUGCGUGGCGAGGGCAUCUGCACAUGCGUAUGGAGUCAGGACGGCAAGUGGGUGGUGAGCGGAGGCGGCGACGGCAUUGUCAAGGUGUUUGCGCGAUAG